AUGGCUAUCAUUGACCCCGAUAACGCCCCCGUAGGAGCCCUUCAUACGAUUGAAAGGCUCGAAGGAAUGCAGCUUCUAGCCCUAUACCGCCAACAAAUUAUAGCAAAUGCGGCAGCGCUAUCCGGCAGCGAAUGUAUCGUUUUCACCAGCCGUGGCACAGAUGCACAGGGCGCGUCGGUAUGCUUCGCGGGCGUCGCCACAGCCGCGAGCAAGAAGCACUCGCUAAAGCACUUCGUGCUGCGGGCGCGGAGUAGGGAAGACGGCACGCCGUUGGCUUCGAGACUCGAAGCCGCGGAGAGGCUACUGACAAUAACGGAGAAGGCGCUGGAGAAGGAUGGGGUGAGGUUGAGGUCGGUGUAA
Messenger RNA from Coniosporium apollinis CBS 100218, 360 nucleotides. RefSeq lists its product as uncharacterized. Lineage: Eukaryota; Fungi; Ascomycota; Dothideomycetes. The record is from RefSeq and is a predicted model, not a curated record. The transcript is spliced from 2 exons. The coding region runs from base 1 to 360 and encodes 119 amino acids.